Messenger RNA from Diospyros lotus (date-plum), 1368 nucleotides. Its product is annotated as UPF0481 protein At3g47200-like. Bases 134 to 1216 code for a protein of 360 amino acids. Lineage: Eukaryota; Viridiplantae; Streptophyta; Magnoliopsida; Ericales; Ebenaceae. The record is from RefSeq and is a predicted model, not a curated record. The transcript has a single exon.
GGAGAAUCCUACAGUGUCCGAGCAAUGUAUAUAUAGGGCACCUUUGAAAGUUCGCCGAAUAAAUGAAGCAGCCUAUACACCUCGUGUCAUUUCAAUUGGCCCAUUUCACCAUGAAGACGAGAGGUUGAAAUCAAUGGAAUCACUGCAACAGCUUAAAUUGAUUUACCUUAAGAGCUUUCUUGAUGGGACUGAGCUAAAAUUGGAGUUUUGUAUUAGCAAGCUCAAAGCGUGGGAAACAAAAAUUCGAAAUUGCUAUGCAGAGAACAUUCAACAAAAGAGUGACGAUUUUGUGAGAAUGAUUCUAAUUGAUGCUUGCUUCAUAAUUGAGCAUUUCCUUAGAUAUUACAUGGCGGACCAAUGGAGAGAAAGGGAUCCAUUGUUCUUAAAACCGUGGCUCGCAGAAGAUGUAGCACAGGACUUGAUCUUACUUGAGAAUCAGCUUCCAUUCUUUGUUCUUGAAGGACUUUACAACCUUGCCACUAAAAAUGAUCCUGAUCUUCCCUCAUUUCUUCAGAUUACUUUCAAGUACUUUGAGGACCUCAACCAGCAAGCAAUAAAACAUGAUGGUGUGAGUGUGAGGCAUCUCACUGAUUUACUAAGGAUAUUUUACUUAUCACUAAAUCAAAUAUUUCGAAAAAGAUCAGAAGUGGGCAGCAUAUUGGAGCAUCUAUAUUGUGCAAGUGAGCUAGCUGAGUCAGGAGUGGAGUUUAGUGUGAAUAAAACAAACAAAUGCUUACUUGAGUUACAAAAUGUUAAAGGUGUCUUGACAAUGCCGCGUCUUGAUAUAUCUGAUAGGACUGAGAUUCAUCUGAGAAAUAUAGUUGCAUUUGAGCAAGGUCAUUAUCCUUUUGAGACCUAUAUUACCGAUUACUUGAAUGUCUUAGAUUUCCUAAUCAAUAGUGAGAGAGAUGUGGAUAUACUAAUUCACAAGGGAAUUAUCACUACUUUAUUGGGUGACAGCAAUGAAGUGGCUACUAUGAUUAAUCGUCUCUGCUCGAAUCUUAUCCAGCCAAAUAUAAACUUAAAAUACCUGUCUAUAUGUAAGCAGUUGAAUGAUUUCUAUGAGAAACCUAUUCAUAAGUGGAAGGCAAGCAUGAUACAUGAUUACUUCGACACUCCUGUGAAAACAGCAACUUCCAUUGCUGUUAUUGUACUACUUUUACUUACCCUUGUCCAAACCAUUUGUUCUGUCUAUCCACUAAUUAAGGGUACUUAGAUGGCUUAUCGUUUCAUCUUUGAAAUGUUAUGGAAUGCUUUUGUACUCAUCAAAGAAUAAAGUAAUGUUGUAAAAUUUUAUUAAGUAAUAAAAGUAUUAAUUAGUCAAUUAAAGGCAGUAUAUAGUUAAUCCCCAACAUUUCAAUGUCAGGC